CAUGUUUCAGAAUCUAAAUGAGAAACUAUUUAUCCCUAUAUCAUAGAUAUUAAAAUAGUAGGUUGAAUCCGUCAGGCAUGUGGAAUGGGUCAUCCAUAACUGACACUAGAAAACUCGUGUAUCAAAAAGUUGAAGUGGAAAGAAGUGAUGGGAAAUUACAUGUUGGAUGGAUAUACACAAUAGACCCUUUAUCGAACAAUAUUGUAUUAUAUUGCGAGGACUCGUCAAACCCUCAAUUAACUACAGUUUUUAGCCAUUGUAUUAAAAAAGUAAAAGUACUUGCAAAGCCAGAUAAAGGAAUUAUCGACGUCCUGAAUAACUUGUGCAAACAAACUGGGCAAAUACCAUAUUCUGAAGAAGAUUUGUUAGAGAGGCAAAGAAGAUUGAAAGAAUGGCUUGAAAGCAAUCGUUUACCAGUUACCGUUAAUGGCGCAAAACUGAGUAUUGCAGGUGUUCUGGAUAUUUUGCCACCAUAUACACAACAAUCAUGUCAAUCAAGAAACGAGAUUAUUUUGUCAAGAGUACAAUCAAUAAUCAAAAUGAUGCCAGUUGGAAAUGAUUGACAAAGAAUUGCCAGUUACAUAGUUGUUAUCCUGAAUACACAUGUUUAUAGCCAGCUAUCAAGUCAUAUCGGUUCUUUUCCAAUAAUUAUGUAAAGAAUUUGCCUAUGGAUUAUUAACAUUUAUUUCCUCAGCAAGCUUUUUUUAUCUAAAACAUACCAAUAUCAUUCAUUAUCUGCUAGCUACCAUUUAUACUUAGCGUGAUAAUUUGUGGCACUUAAAAUUAAUGCAACUAUGUAUA
Styela clava is the source of this 801-nucleotide messenger RNA. RefSeq names its product gem-associated protein 6-like. Gene Ontology annotation, biological process: spliceosomal complex assembly; spliceosomal snRNP assembly. The record is from RefSeq and is a predicted model, not a curated record. Gene Ontology annotation, cellular component: SMN complex; nucleus. NCBI's taxonomy places the organism in Eukaryota, Metazoa, Chordata, Ascidiacea, Stolidobranchia, Styelidae.